AGAGUUGUUGCAUCAGCUUACACCACUGCCAACACGCACGCAACAACUCCCAAAAUUGUUGGGAGUUGUUGCGUCCGUUUGCACGCAGCCUCAGGCGUAAGGUAUAAACAUUGCAGACGUUACAAACCAGAGGUCAAGCGAGUAACACCCGAAAAUCGUGCUUAAAUGUUCUUUGGACCGGUGCUUUACUGCUCAUAAGGUAAGAACAUUUCAAAAAGGUUAUUAAUCUGCUUAUUUUAACCUAGUGUGGGUUUAGAAAAGUGAAGGGACUAAAUUUUAUGUCCGACUCGCAGCUGCAAAGAUGACCGCGGAAGGUCAAAUAUCUGCAUUUUUUACCGAUUUUGUAAAGCUCUCGCGUCGCUAUUAAUCAUUUGCCCAAAAGCAUUUUUUUAGGAAUAUGUAGACCAUCCUUAUAACAUUCAGCCACCAUCACCUUAAUCGGUUUAAAGGUUUUGCACAUGGUGAAAAUUAUGUUUUUUCACGCAUUAUUUUUACUGAAGUAAAUUAUAUACGUUCGAAAUUAAAUUAUUUCAGUGCGGGAUCCAGACCCUGAGAUAAGGGUGGGGCCGGUCAUCCAGACCCUGAGAUAAGGCGGGGGCCGGUCUGCAAAAAAAAUUUUUCUGCCCUUCGGGCCUCAGUUUGGUCUAAAAAUAAGGGGGGGCCCCCUCGCCUGGAUCCGCCACUGUAUUUUGUAUACAAAGAACAGAGCAGUUCUCCCCAAAUAAUUUUAACAGAUAUUUAGAAGUUGUAAAAGAAGGUUGUGCUGCUUUAAAGACGGUAACGUAAUCGGAUUUUGCACGCGAGGGUUUGAAAACCAAGUCAUAAUUGAGUGCCUCAAAUGACGAUUUUAACGGAUUUUGGUUAUUUGGAUUUAUCGCUCAAACAAAAGGAUAUUUCAACGAAAAAAAACUAUAAAGUGAUUUUAGUUGGACCCUAGCUUAUCUAGCAUUAAAAAUUGAAAGAAAUCGAAUUUUCCACCUUUACCGCGAAAUUUUGAAUUUGUCUGAUUUUCUCGGACAUGGCGCUCUUAACAUGUAAAAUAACACAUAAUUACUUUACAUCAUUUUAUCCACAACUUUUACUUUUAUUGCUGAACGAAGUUAAAAAACAUGCAUUUUCACUAAAAGAUGGCUUGACCACCAGCUACCCCUUGUACGUCCGAGGGUUAAGAUACCAUUCAUUUGUUACAUCUAUCAAAGUUGUUAAUGUGAAGUGAAGGGAAUAAAACAGACUGUUUUUUUGAUAAAAGAUCAUGUUCCUUACUCGAUCCUUUCACAUACUUUUGACGGGGCUGAUGGGACCGAGUUUGACCUGUAAUUCUGUGGGUCUGUAUGGUAAGUUACCUUAAAUACAGGGGAAAUUUUUGGUCUUUUUCCGUUUUAAAAGAAAAACGUCAAUAUUCGAACUUUUAUUGAUGAUAGCUGACAAGGAAGCGGAAAUGAGUGUCAUACUACUUCUCUAUGAAAUAUGCAGGAAAUAUUAUGAAGUCUAGGGGCCUUAUGUGGAGAUAACUUAUUUAGGACUUUUAAAACUUCCACUGCCGUAGUAUGUUGCUGGAGUUAUGUAUAUCCAUUUGGUAACCCCUAGGCAAGGGUAGGACCGAUAGAGGUAAGAUAAUUGUUUAGGAUUUCGCAAAUGUCGAAGGGCUCAGUGACUGGUUUAUUGUUCACUCUCAGAUCAUGAAUGGCACUAAUCUGAUUUAAAUUCGUUUGCCUGCUCUUCUGGGACCUGAUUUUCCAGAAAAAAAAACAUGUUUUUUUUCUACUCCACUGAACAGGUCAUGGCUGCAACCGGCACGAGUGCCAAGAAGAUUGCUCCUUAAGUUCUGUUUUUUUUUUCCUUCGCGUUUUGAACAAUGAAUGUAUAGGUAUUUACGCUUAGUAAAUGAUAAUCUCUCGAUUAUUUAUGUUUGUGAAAGUGUCUUUCAUAUGUGGUAAACAAAAAAGGGUUCUGCUUGCAGUAAAAAAAAAAGACAAACAACAUGCAACACAAACAAAAAGAAAAUAAGCGUUUCUAGCAUUUUAUUUUUAUCUUUAGAACCAACAUGGAGUGGACUGAACAACAUGACAAUUGUCUUUGUCAGGAGAUUCUCGUUCUUGGACCAUUCAAGGCAAAGAAAGGAAGCAUAGCAAGGGGCCAAAUUUGGGAUGAAAUAGCGAUCAAUCUGAACAGCCUUGAACACCCCCAAAUGCAGAGUGACGAAGCCAUCUGUCAGAGAACGAUAUACGCUUUUGAGCGACAAACUUAG
Messenger RNA from Porites lobata, 2248 nucleotides. The record is from the annotation of a GenBank genome assembly. NCBI's taxonomy places the organism in Eukaryota, Metazoa, Cnidaria, Anthozoa, Scleractinia, Poritidae.